Apus apus (common swift) is the source of this 518-nucleotide messenger RNA. RefSeq names its product mitochondrial ribosomal protein L43 (gene MRPL43). Gene Ontology annotation, molecular function: structural constituent of ribosome. The transcript has 3 exons. Bases 51 to 503 code for a protein of 150 amino acids. Gene Ontology annotation, cellular component: mitochondrial large ribosomal subunit. Lineage: Eukaryota; Metazoa; Chordata; Aves; Apodiformes; Apodidae. The record is from RefSeq and is a predicted model, not a curated record. Gene Ontology annotation, biological process: mitochondrial translation.
GCGGGCGGGCGCUGCCCCGCGCCCUUCCGCUUCCGGGUGAGCGCGGCGCCAUGACGGGCCGCGGGUCGCCCAGCCGGUUCCUGGCCGCCGUCCUGCACAACGGCGUGGGCCGCUACGUGCGGCAGCUGCAGCGCCUGCAGCUGCUCUUCAGCCCCACCGCGGCCGACGCCCGCGGCGCCAGGGAAUUCGUGGAAGAGGCGGCGCUGGAAUUUGCCCGGAAACACCCCGAUGUCGUCCUCUACAUCAGCCCCCGCCGCGGGCCGGCCCCGCUGCUGCUGGCCGAGUACCUGAACGGGACGGUGCGGGAGGAGCUGAUCGCCAGCAAGACGUGUGAGGAGAUCGUGCAGCUGGCCACCAAGCUGGCCCGCCAGUCCGGCCUCGACAUCGUCCGCAUCCGCAAGCCCUUCCACACCGACAACCCCAGCGUCCAGGGCCAGUGGCACCCCCUCACCAACAAGCCCUCCGCCCUCACCGUCCAGGGCCCGCGCCUGCGGCCCCAAUAAAGCCUCCACCCCCCC